Messenger RNA from Folsomia candida, 1057 nucleotides. RefSeq lists its product as uncharacterized. The record is from RefSeq and is a predicted model, not a curated record. The transcript has 5 exons. Lineage: Eukaryota; Metazoa; Arthropoda; Collembola; Entomobryomorpha; Isotomidae. Bases 89 to 970 code for a protein of 293 amino acids.
UAUUUAUAAAUGAGCUCAUCUUCAUAACUGGACCCAUUCCGAAUUCGGACACUCCAAAGAGAAAACUGGUCGUAUUAUUCUCAUCACAAUGGCAAAAUAUUUGGGGAUUGUGCUUUCUUCAUUAUUCUUAUUCCUCGUCACGGGAACUAACGCCGUUUUCUGGGAUGAUUUGAGAGUCACUUGGGGUCCGGGUCCAGCCAUUGGCUUUUUUAGCCGUCUUCCUCGCGUUGUGACCACUGCAGUGGAACAAGGCUGGGUGGACGCUGGGAGUACCUCUUGCGAAAACGAUGGUCUCUUCUCAGGUUUCAGAUACAAACUCCGGAACGAAAACGAAAUCGCCGUUUUGUUCGACAAGAACGGUAUCAUUGCUGGAGUCCAAGUUCUGCUCCCAAAACAAGAAAUACUCAGCCCGAACAACACAUUUCGCUACGAUCUUGUCCCAAUGUAUCAAAAUGAGACUUUUAACGGAAUCGAUUUCUUCGUCCUGACGGCGUACUUUGUUCCACCAGCGUCAAUCUGUACUACGGGACGAACCCUUUUUGACCUAAUGACCGAGGGGACCGGGACUGGCCUCUGGUUCCAAAAUGGUGCCAGUCCAAACAACCAAAUUGACGUUCCCUUGACUAGACCCGAAGCUGCCGAAGUCGGGUGGACCAAUUGCGAAUGCUUUCCUGGCAUGGGCCUGCACAACUUUUUCGAAGUUGAAACAUGGGCAGAGACAGACUGUAACACGAUCCAACCGACACAGGCGACCUUUAACUUGGCCGGAGAAAUGACCGGAUUUGUUCUUCAAUCUAGUGGACGUGUUUCUUCCACCCGGUUCGAGUCGCCUCCUAAUGAAGCUCUCUAUGCAAUUAUUGGAGUCGAUAGAGUUCCGCAGUGUCUCAUUGAUAAUAACAACGCAGCUGGAACUUCAACUAUGCAUUUUUACUUCGUUGACGAGCCAUGGUUGUUGGCGUGCUCGGCGUAACGAGGAAUAAUAUGGAACAAUUAUGAAUCAAUGCUAACCUGGAUCCAACAAUGUAGAAAUUUAAAAUAAAUCGCAAUUAUGAAUCAC